Molecule: messenger RNA, 1964 nt
Organism: Linum trigynum
Lineage: Eukaryota; Viridiplantae; Streptophyta; Magnoliopsida; Malpighiales; Linaceae
Source: the annotation of a GenBank genome assembly
CUCAGGAAGCCUAAGGAGCAAUGCGCUUCUCAAGAAGCCGAAGGCGCGAGGCGCUUCCCAGGAAGCCUAAGGAGCAAAGCGCUUCCCAGAAAGCGGAGGAGCGUUGCACUUCCCAGGAGCGAUGCACUUCCCAAGAAGCCGAAGGCGCGAUGCGUUUCCGAGGAAGCCAAGGGAGUAACGCGCUUGACAGGAAGUGGAGGAGCGAUACGCUUCCCAGGAAGCCGAGGAGCGACGCACUUCACAAGAAGCCGAGGAGCGAUGCGUUUCGCAGGAAGCCGAGGAACGAUGCGCUUCUCAGGAAGCCGGGAGCAAAGCACUUCCAAGGAAGCGGAGGAGUGAUGCACUUCUCAAGAAGCCGAGGGCGCGAGGCGCUUCCCAGGAAGCCGAGGGAGCGAUGCGUUUCUCAGGAAGCAAAGGAGCGAGGCGCUUCCCAGGAAGCCGAAGGAAAAGCACCCCCCAGGAAGCCGAAGAAGCACUAAGCUUUCCAGAAAGCUGAAAGACUAAUUAGCUUCUCAAAAGGCGGAGUACUAAGCUUCCUAGAAGAGAACAAUUGAUCUUGCCUCACACAAGACAUUAACAAGACACAUGAAUUCCCGACAACAUGGACGCGACAUUGGUGAGACACGAAACAAGAGCAUCUUGAGUUAAAACUCUCUAGCCGUGGGGGCCACCCUACCUAGGUCACAAUUAUGGUCUACUAGCGCUAACAACAAUGGACUAGCGAAGAUACUCUUAACGACUUGAGAGUUUUGGUUCAAGACAUCGAAAGUCAAGCAAGGGGCAAAGGAAAUGAUCACGCAACUCGCACAAGGGGCAAACUGCAUCAUCCGGAUUCAUAAGUAAGGCAAAUUAAUACACGAUUAACGCAUUAUGUUACUCCUUCCAUUCUUACAGAAUACAAGAAGUAAAGGGGCAAUUGUUGGGAUAUGGAUUAAUAUGCCUACACGACUGUAAACGGGCUCAAGCCCACCGCAAGGCGUCCUGGGCCCAAGCCCACUCAAGGAAGCCCACACCCUAUAUAAGGAGGCCUAACCCUCCAAACUAGGGAUCCUCUCUUCUCCCUUCCUCACUUUCCCCUAAGGUCUCUCUCUACUUUAUCUCUCUACAUACCAUACACUCUCCUAUAUCGUACUAACUUGGGCGUCGGAGCGUAUCCCGGGGGUCGCCCCCCGCCUUACAGGUUCUUCCACUCUCGAGGAGAUCAGACGAGGGAGUCCAGAUCGAAGCCCCAUAACCGCCUAGUACAUUCUAGGCUCAAACAACAUGUAUGUAUUGCUCUAUAUGCUUGUGGUGAUAAGACAUGGAAAACUUUGACAAUCCCCACUACACCACCAUAACUAUUAGGGAAAAAAUCCCAAAGUACACUAGUUCUUAAAAAAAAUUCCCAAAAUACAUAAGUUAUAAAAAAAAUUCCAAAAGUACACAUGUUUGAGCAUCACCGUUUUAGACAAAAGCGGUGAAGGUCAUCACCGCUUUUGACUAAAACGGUGAUGUAUUCACCGUUUUUGACUAAAACGGUGAUGUAUUCACCGUUUCAAACUAAAACGGUGAUUGCUUCACCGCGUGAGAGAAAAACGGUGAAGCACUGACCUGCGUCCAAACUUUAAAACAACGUAACUUUGUGCUCGGUUAUCCGAUCGUAGCGAAUUUUUUUUUGAUUCCGCAUAAUUUUUUGAGAUCUUGCAAGCCGCAAACCGCCAGAGGCGGUUUGGUCCCGCCUUCGUCUCGAAAAAAUGUCGUUUGCUACCCCGAACGACCCUUUUUUCGAUUUCGUCAAACUUUGAACGACCAUAACUUUGUGCUCCACAAUCCAAAAAUCAUGAAUUUUUUUUUGAUUUCGCAUAACUUUUUAAGGACUACAAUUUUUAUCAUAGACAUAAUUUCGGAAUGUACUUGGAUUCCUGAAAAGGGAAGGUAAAGUUAUUCCCAAAACCCCUUAAUAUCCAUAAAUAAUUCAUUUUUUG